ACUUCUUCUAUACUGAAAUCUCUCAAGGUUCAUUGAGAAAUUCAAUCGUGAAUCUCUGUUAAUCAGGAAAGUUAUCAAGAAGAUCGAAUUCCUUGGAAGAAGAUGGCGAGAACAAAGCAAACAGCAAGGAAAUCGACGGGAGGAAAGGCGCCUAGGAAGCAGUUGGCGACUAAGGCGGCGAGGAAGUCGGCUCCGGCGACCGGAGGAGUGAAGAAGCCGCACAGAUUCAGGCCAGGAACGGUGGCGCUGAGGGAGAUCAGGAAGUACCAAAAGAGCACGGAGCUUCUGAUCAGGAAGCUUCCGUUUCAGAGGCUAGUGAGGGAGAUCGCUCAGGAUUUCAAAACCGAUCUUCGGUUUCAGAGCAGCGCCGUUGCGGCUCUUCAGGAAGCCGCCGAGGCGUACCUGGUAGGGUUGUUUGAGGAUACAAAUCUUUGCGCUAUUCAUGCGAAGAGAGUUACUAUUAUGCCUAAGGAUAUUCAACUUGCUAGGAGAAUUAGAGGCGAGAGGGCUUAAUUUAGGAUUUGGUGAUUCUCUGAUAGGAUUCAUGUAAUUUGUGAAAAUUUGGAACGGAAUUCAAGCAAAUUGGAUUUGUGUUCCAGAUAUCUGUUUCUGAUCUGUUGUCUACUAACACUGAACUUUGCGUUCCGUAUAGCAGAAGAGAAUUAGGGUUCUUAUUCUUAAGAGGAAAUUAAAGCUGAAUCUAAGCUGAAAUUCAUGCAAUUUCAUCCCUACAUAAUGGCUGGUAGUUGUAGAAUUGGCUGAAGCUUCUGUGAAAUGGAUAAUUGGUUAUAGCAAUUCAGCUGCAAAUGGAUUAAAUGUAAGGUUCCAUCCUCUUGGCUAAUUAUUGGUAUCUCCAUGUUUAUGCAUCCUCCAUAACUGGUUGAAAUGGAACAAGGAUUAGUCUA
Cucurbita pepo subsp. pepo (vegetable marrow) is the source of this 905-nucleotide messenger RNA. Its product is annotated as histone H3.2. Gene Ontology annotation, molecular function: structural constituent of chromatin; protein heterodimerization activity; DNA binding. Lineage: Eukaryota; Viridiplantae; Streptophyta; Magnoliopsida; Cucurbitales; Cucurbitaceae. The record is from RefSeq and is a predicted model, not a curated record. Gene Ontology annotation, cellular component: nucleosome.